Molecule: messenger RNA, 1186 nt
Organism: Sorghum bicolor (sorghum)
Lineage: Eukaryota; Viridiplantae; Streptophyta; Magnoliopsida; Poales; Poaceae
Product: LOB domain-containing protein 1
Exons: 2
Coding region: 122-781 (219 amino acids)
Source: RefSeq, a predicted model, not a curated record
ACCACUAUAUAAAUACACUCGUUUGCCGCCAAACUCGGAAGCUAACUAAUAAGCCAUCUCCAGCUCCAUCCAAGCUCCUCAGGUUCCAUCUGUGCGUACGUGCCACACAGAAACCAGCUAAAUGGACUGCUCCAGCGACACGGCCGUCUGCGCUGUGGCCGUGGCCGCGGCCACGGCGCAGUCACCUCCUUCGUCGCCACAGCCGGCGGCGGCGGCGGCGGUGGUGCUGAGCCCGUGCGCCGCGUGCAAGAUCCUCCGCCGCCGCUGCGUCGACCGCUGCGUGCUGGCUCCCUACUUCCCGCCCACCGAGCCCCACAAGUUCGCCACCGCGCACCGUGUCUUCGGCGCCAGCAACAUCAUCAAGCUCCUCCAGGAGCUGCCGGAGGAGCACCGUGCGGACGCGGUGAGCAGCAUGGUGUACGAGGCGGCGGCGCGCAUCCGGGACCCCGUGUACGGCUGCGCCGGCGCCAUCUGCCAGCUGCAGAAGCAGGUCAACGAACUCAAGGCGCAGCUGGCGCGCGCCCACGCCGAGCUCGCCGGCGCCCGCGCCCAGCACGCGCACCUCCUCGCGCUCCUCUGCGUCGAGGUCGCCGCCACCGCCUCGCCGCCGUCCUACUGCGGCGCCGCCGACUACUCCUCCUCCUCGCAUCAUCAGCUAGCGGUCGUCGCCAACCCCAUGAUGGCCGCCGACGCGCUCUACGUCGUCGACGGCGCCGGUGCUGCCUUGCAGAUGCAGGUCGGCAGCCCCGUCAGCUGGGCCGACGAGGCGCUCUGGACAUGAGCUCCAUCAAUCCCUGCACUGCACCUACGACUGCCAACUGCGCUUUGUUCGUCAAUGCAAUCAACGCCCAAGUAUAAUUAAUCUAGCUGGUCUGUAUAUGCAUAUGUAUACAUACAGUUACAUAUACGUACGUGCGUACAGUCAAUAUGUAUGGGGGUAAGUGUGUAGUAAGUUUUAUUUACUCGGUUGGAUGUCAUAAUUAAUUCCUAAUUAACCAAAGGGUUAACGUGGUUGGGGUUUGUUGAAGCAAUUUGAGUGACAAAUCCCUCUGAAUGUUGAGUUUUUGUUCGCUUGGGAACGAACGACAAACUUCUGCUCUUAAUUUUGUACAAAAUUGUUGUUGUGUAUGAGUGUAUAACACUGCUCCUCUGUAACAUUGUUGCUGAGUAUGGAAUAAUGCUGCUU